Molecule: messenger RNA, 1891 nt
Organism: Psammomys obesus (fat sand rat)
Lineage: Eukaryota; Metazoa; Chordata; Mammalia; Rodentia; Muridae
Gene: Pcbp3
Product: poly(rC) binding protein 3
Exons: 15
Coding region: 343-1431 (362 amino acids)
Biological process (GO): regulation of RNA metabolic process; regulation of gene expression
Cellular component (GO): cytoplasm; nucleus
Molecular function (GO): mRNA binding
Source: RefSeq, a predicted model, not a curated record
GUCAAGAGCCUGGCCUGGGGACUGCCUGCUGGCUCUCUUCCUAGCACCAUCUUGUUCCAUGUGAAGCAGAGAGAAAUCAAGGGAAGGCUUGGCUCUCGUCAAAAUGUGCAACAUACUCCUUUUUCCUUCCUACUGACCCACUGUGCCUUCUGGGAGGAAUGUGUGGAGCAGCUGCUGAAGAACCGUGAUGUCAGGGACAGACUGGGAACUCAGCCACUGGCUUCUAGCCCGGACACAGAGGCGGCCCUGCCCAAAGGUGACGCCAUCUGGGCCCCAUCCAUCCUUCCUCACGGCACCCUCAGCACCUUAAGCCACCACCCUGAGCUACACUUUGGAGGGAAGAUGGAAUCCAAAGUCUCGGAAGGUGGCCUGAACGUGACCCUGACCAUCCGCCUACUGAUGCAUGGAAAGGAAGUUGGAAGCAUCAUUGGGAAGAAAGGAGAAACGGUGAAGAAGAUGCGUGAAGAGAGUGGUGCCAGGAUCAACAUCUCAGAGGGAAACUGCCCAGAGAGAAUCGUCACCAUCACCGGCCCAACCGAUGCCAUCUUCAAGGCCUUUGCCAUGAUCGCAUACAAGUUUGAGGAGGACAUCAUUAAUUCCAUGAGCAACAGCCCUGCCACCAGCAAGCCCCCAGUGACACUGCGACUAGUGGUCCCUGCCAGCCAGUGUGGGUCCCUGAUCGGGAAAGGUGGCUCCAAGAUCAAGGAAAUCCGGGAGUCCACAGGUGCUCAGGUCCAGGUGGCAGGUGACAUGCUGCCCAACUCCACAGAGCGGGCAGUGACUAUCUCAGGGACCCCAGAUGCCAUCAUCCAGUGUGUGAAGCAGAUCUGUGUGGUCAUGCUGGAGUCCCCACCGAAAGGUGCCACCAUUCCCUACCGCCCAAAGCCCGCCUCCACCCCUGUCAUUUUUGCAGGUGGUCAGGUAAGAGCCGACCCGCUCGCGGCCUCCACUGCCAACCUCAGCCUUUUACUGCAGCACCCGCCGCUGCCCGCCUACACCAUCCAGGGACAGUACGCCAUCCCCCACCCAGAUCAGUUGACCAAGCUCCACCAGUUGGCCAUGCAGCAAACCCCCUUUCCUCCCCUCGGACAGACCAACCCCGCUUUCCCCGGAGAAAAGCUGCCUUUACACUCCUCCGAAGAAGCUCAAAAUCUGAUGGGCCAGUCGUCAGGUCUGGAUGCCAGCCCCCCGGCCAGCACUCAUGAGCUCACCAUUCCCAAUGAUCUUAUAGGCUGCAUAAUUGGACGCCAAGGCACCAAAAUCAAUGAAAUCCGACAGAUGUCAGGAGCUCAGAUCAAAAUUGCCAAUGCCACCGAAGGCUCCUCAGAGCGCCAGAUCACCAUCACAGGGACCCCAGCCAAUAUCAGCCUUGCCCAGUAUCUCAUCAAUGCUAGGCUGACGUCUGAGGUCACCGGGAUGGGUGCACUCUAACCUACCCAAGAUCCUCCGUUCCACACUUCGGAUGGCCCCAGCCCGCAGCCUCACCAGCUGGCACACUGUUCAGACUGCCUGUCCUUCCUUGCAGAUAUGAAUAGAGCGUUUUCUUUACAAACAGAUGAUAGUGCGUGUCUGCCCACUCAGGCCCUGUACGCUCCGUGUUAGUGUAGCCUCCACGCGUCGGCAUGCAGCUCUUUACUUUAAUGCUCAACGUGUUCCCAAAUGUGACGUUUCAGAGAUUUAUUCCUCAGUAUCCAUGUGACUAUCUGUUUAAAAGUUGGUUUGAUGCUUUAACAGCCCUCCCCAUGUCCUGCCGUCCCCUGUUCUCCGAGAUCCUCCUCUCUCGUGCGGUCUGCUGGCUCAUUUCCACCCUAGGUUGUACGCAGGGAUCAAAGGUACUUUUCUUGAGAACUGCAGGGAGUGUCUGGAAGAGGAGGGACUGGGGGGGGGGGGG